GCGGCUGCAGCCCGGCAGAGCCCCCGCCGCAGCGAGCUCCCCCGAGCCCCGGCCAGCAGCGAGCCUCCCACCCGCGGCCGGCAGCGCUGCCGCAGCCGCGCUCCCCGAGCUGGAGUCACCGCAGAGCGCACGGACCUGCGGCCACAGCAGCAAAUGCGCCCGGCGAGCGGCGGCCGCCCCCGCUGCGCUUCUCCCGGGCCGGAGGCGAGCUGUGCCCUGGCCCAGGGACAGCGGGCCCGGCCGAGGUGCCACGCGCUGGCCGGUCCCCAUUGAUGCUGUCUUGUCACCCGCGCUCGGAAAGCAUGUGGGGACCCGGCUCCUGGCUGCCGUGGGACCAGGGGCUGGCUGGGGACAGCCACUGCUAAGAAACUGCCCCCCCACCCCAACUUGUCAUCCCUCUGAUCUGCUGCCACCAGGUCCCCCAUGAGGUCACCGCUGCUGCCGCUGCUGGUGCUGUGGGUGCCGCGGCUCCCCGGGACCCUGGCAGAGGGCGAGGGAUGCAACCACACAGCACAGGCAGGACUGGAGGGCCAGGAUGCACGUGGUGAAAGAGGCAGCCUGCUGAAUGUCAGUGUGAGUGACCAUGACCGGUCAGACUCCCUCCUGCUGUCCUGGCAUGAGCCAGAGGGAGGUGCCAAGGGAUAUUUGCUUGCCCUCUCCUCCCUGGGGUCAGGCAUGCUGCUGCAGAAUGGGUCUGCUGGACCCAACACCACCAGCUUCUGGUUCCAUGGGCUGACUCCUGGCACACGCUACGAGAUCAAGGUGACAGCCACGCUGGCCUGCAUGGGCACCACCAGCCAGACCAUCACAGCACAGACAAGUCCGGCCCCCGUGCAGAACCUGAGCCUGAGCAGCGGCGGCAGCCAGGCCUCGCUGCGGGCAGCCUGGGCCCACGGGCACGGCCAGCGCGACAGCUACAGCCUGGCCCUGUGGCACAGCGACUCCCAGAGCCUGCUCAGGAACCUGUCCCUCCUGCCCAGCGCCUCCAGCUUCCUCUUCCAGGGGCUGCUGCCUGGCAGCGAGUACGCCCUGAGGGUCAGCACGCUGGCUGGGUCCCGCCAGGCCAGCACCAGCAUCCGCCAGUGGACAGCUCCCUCCAUCCCCACCCAGCUGAGGCUCAGCCCAGCUUCCAGCACCAGCCUCGUGGCCUCCUGGGCAGAUGCUGCAGGGGCUGCCUGGCUCCACCUUGAGCUCAGAAACCUCCUCACCCAGAAGGUCAGCAUGACCCUGUCAGCCAGGAGGGGCCUCACCAGCUACACCUUCCAGCAUCUGCACCCUGGCACUCAGUACUGGCUGGGGCUCAGUGCCAUGGCUGGCCCCUACACCGUGGUGGGACCCAAUGCCACUGCCUGGACCUACCCCCUGAGCCCUGGCAAUGUGACCCUGAGCAGUGCAGAGGAGCAGAACUCCCUAGAGGCUCGCUGGAGUGUCCCAGGGGGACAGAGGGAGUUCUACCUGGUGACACUGCGAGAGGGAGAGGACACUGCUCCGACCAGGAACAUCAGCGUUGGUGGGGACAAUGACCACGUCACCUUCCACGGGCUGAGCCCUGGCCAGCAGUACUCUGUGCAGGUGGUGGUGGUGGCAGGGCCCUACAGGGCAUCAGCACACAGCACAACAGCCUGGAUAGAACCACGAGCACCAUCUGGUGUGAGCCUGUCCAGCCAGGGCAGCCCCCACAGCCUGCUGGCCAGCUGGGAGGAGGCAGCAGGGGAGGGCUAUCUGCUGCUCCUCAGCCUGGCAGAGCACCCUGUGAGGAACAGCUCUGUGCUCAGGGGUGUCACAAGCUUCACCUACAAGGGCCUCCACCCUGGGACCCUCUACACCUUUGAGGUCAGCACCGUGGCUGGUCCCUACACAUCCUCACCCCGGCGCGUCUCCAACUGGACACACCCUUUGCCCCCAGAGCAGCUGACCCUCAGCAGUGGGGGCCACAGCACCUCUCUGCAAGCCUCCUGGAGAGCAGCUUCCUCUGGCAGCACUGGCUACACUGGGACCCUCCGAGAAACCAAGUCUCAGGAGCAGGUCAGGAAUGUGACUGUGGGGAGUGACUGGACAAAUGUCACCUUGGAGAACCUGGUCCCUGGGCGACAGUACACACUGGAGAUGGCUGCUGUGGCUGGGCCUUACACAUCCCCUGUGCGAUCAGCCACCGACUGGACGUACCCCCUGGCUCCAGCCGGCGUGACGCUGACCAACACCCGGCGCCCCAUGGGGCUCUCGGCCUUCUGGGACAAGCCUGCUGGAGAUGUGGACCAGUUCCACCUCCAGCUCUACAGCAAGAGCCAUGCAGCACAGAGGAACAUCUCAGUGGGGCCAAACACCCACAACUUCACAUUCCUGGGGCUGUCCCCUGGCACUCAGUACUUCCUGAAGGUGACUGUCCUCGCUGGCCCAUACAGAUCCUCGUCACACUUUGCCACUGAGUGGACAUAUCCACUGUCCCUGGCUAACGUGAGUGUGCAGCCUGGCCAGAAACCCCAGGAGCUGCACGUGAGCUGGGUGGAGUCCGGAGGCGGCAGAGAUCACUUGGUGCAGCUGUCAGUGGCCGAGUCCCUGUCCAUCAUCAGGAAUGUGUCUGUGCCCCGUGGAGUGUCGCAGCUGGAGCUGCAGGGGCUGGUGCCGGGCUCCCGGUACCGCGUGGAGAUCAUUUCCCAGGCUGGGCCUCACCGCAUCUCCUCCCAGACCGCCGUCGGCUACACCGUCCCGCUGCCUCCUCGCUCCCUGUCUGCCAGCCCCGGCAGCACGGCCCGGGCCCUGGCUGUGCGCUGGGACCCCGCUCCUGGGCACAGGGAUGGAUACCUGCUCAGCCUGCUGCAGGAGGGCUCUGCUGCACCACCAAGGAGCCUGCAAGCAGGGAAGGACAGCACCAAUGUCACUGUGCCACAGCUGGAAGCAGGAACGUGCUACCUUGUCAGGAUCUGGGCAGUGGCUGGACCCUACCGCUCCCUCCCUGAGAACAUCACGGGCUGCACAGUUCCUGCUGCACCAACAAAUGUGAGCCUUACCAACCCAGGCAGCUCCUCAGAGCUUUACACAUCCUGGAAUGAGCCCCCUGGCAAGAGGGACCACUACCAUGUUACUCUGUAUAGCCUCAACACCCAGAGCAGGAUUCAGGUCCAGACCUUGAGUCCUGAUGCCCUGAAUAUCACCUGGACUCAGCUGGAAGCAGGCAGCAAGUUUGCUGUGCAGGUCACUGCUGUGAAGGGCUCGUUAGAAGCCUCUUCCAUCAACAUCACCCAAUGGACAUAUCCCUUGGCCCCUGCCAACCUCACCCUGGGCAGCCCCUCAGGCUCAGCACUGGUGGUGUCCUGGGCAGUGGUGGCUGGAGGGGCAGAAGGUUUCGUGCUGGAUGUCCGUGAUGCAGCGUCCGGCGCUCCCGUGGGGCACACGGCGCUGGCUGCUGGUGCCAGGAGUCACAUCCUGAGGGGCCUGAGCCCUGGCACCUGCUACAGCGUGGCAGUGAGUGCCACAGCUGGGCCCUUCCACGCCAGCACCUCCAACUUCACCCACUGCACACGCCCACUGCCCCCAGCUGCCCUGCACUGGCUGGGCACAGGACUCCCUGACAGGCUGAGCGUGGCCUGGGGGGCCCCAGCUGGGGACAGGGAUGGAUACACACUGACCCUGUACCAGGCACAGCUGGGCACUGUGGCAGCUACAGCCUCGCUGGGGAGAGACAGCCACAACUUCACCUUCCUGGGACUGGCCCCAGGACACGAGUACUCCCUGGAAGCCACUGCCACAGCUGGACAGUACCAGGCAGCAGCACCCAAAAUCAAUGGCUGGACAUGCCCGCUGCCCCCCAGCUCUGUGCGCCUGCUGAGCACAGGACACCCCGACAGGCUGAGUGUGACCUGGGGGGCUCCAGCUGGGGGCAGGGAUGGAUACACACUGACCCUGUACCAGGCACAGCUGGGCACUGUGGCAGCUACAGCCUCGCUGGGGAGAGACAGCCACAACUUCACCUUCCUGGGACUGGCCCCAGGAAGCAAAUACCUGCUGGAGGUGGCAUCUGUGGCUGGGUCCUUCAGGGCACCUGCAGGGAACGUCAGCAACUGGACGUACCCCUUGGCACCCCGUAACGUGUACAUGACGAACCAGGGGUACCCCAACAGACUGAGUGCGUCCUGGAGAGCUGAACCCCAAGGACACCACAGUUACAGGCUGCUCCUGUAUCACUCGGGGUCAGGCACUGUGGCAGCCAAUGUCUCUGUUGGGAGAGGCACCAGCAAAUUCACCUUUUCUGGCCUGGCUCCAGGGCACAAAUACCUGCUGGAAGUGGUGUCCGUGGCAGGGCCCUAUGCAGCCUCUGCAGGGAACAUCAGUGACUGGACAACCCCCUCGGUUCCCCAGAAUCUCUCGGCGGUGGCUGAAGGGAACAGCACGGUGCUGGUCUCCUGGGGCAGCGUGUCCGGACAGCAGGAGGACUGCCAGCUGUGGCUGCGGGACCCCCGCAACAGCUCGGUGCCCUGGCGCCUCUCCCUGGGCAGGGGGCAGCUCCAGCACCUCCUGCAGGGGCUGGUCCCGGGCAGGAACUACUCUGUGUCCUUGAGCUGCGUGGCUGGGCCCUACUGGAGCAGCACCAAGCCCUUGGCAGUGCCCGUGGAGCCAAAUCCAGUGACGGAUGUGCAGUGCCUGCCAGAGUCAAGGAGCCUUUACUUGAACUGGACAAGCUCUCCUGGAGAUGUGGAGGCUUAUGAGGUGGUGACAAAGAGACUUUCUGAAGGACCCCCCACCUCCAUGCACACCAUGAGCAUCCCUUCAAGCGAGGCCAGUCUGGAGGGGCUGGAGCCAAACUCUUCCUACCAGCUCGUUGUGAGCACUGUGGGCAUGAACACACUGAGGAGCCAGGCUGUGACUGUGCUCUGCAGCACAGCAGUGGAGCCCCUGCCCCCGCCCCUGCGUGCAGACGUGUUCCCAGUGGAGGCCAGUUCCACGGUGAUCAUUUCACCUGAGCUCUUCAGCGAGGAGAACGGCCAGAUCGAGUACUACGGCGUCAUUGCCACCACUAACGAGUCACUGCUGAGGCCCACCCAGGAGAUCAUGUCCAGUACAUGGUAUGACCACUACUACGGGACAGAGGACUCGUACCUGGCCGUGCUCAUCCCCAACCCCUUCCGUCAGAGGAGCUCCCCCGAAACCUGGCGGGUGCCAGUGGGAACAGAGGAGUGUGGCCAGUCCAGGGCCACCUGCAAUGGGAAGCUGAAAGCCAAUGAACAGUACAGGUUCAGCAUUGCUGCCUUCACCAAAUAUGACCCAGUAGCCCCUGCUGUGACAUUCACCAUGUUCUCAGCUGCUGGAUCCAGUGCAGACACAGCUCCACUCUCAAUGCCAAUAAUUGCUGGAAUCGUUGUGGGAUUUCUCCUGACACUUGCAGCUGUUUUUGCUUUGGUGUACUGGAAACAGCUCAAAGCAAAGAGAACCAAGAAGAGCAAUCUGCCCCAGGAAAUGGUGACCUACAGCUUGAGAAACGUCCACCGGCCUGUUCCCCUGCAGAACUUCAAGCAGUACUAUGAGAUGAAGACAGCAAGUGCUAACCAUGCUUUUUUCCAGGAGUUUGAGGAGCUGAAGGAAGUUGGGAAGGAGCAGUCAAAGGUGGAGGCUGAGCUCCCAGCAAAUGUCUCCAAGAACAGAUAUCCCCAUGUGCUGCCCUAUGAUCACUCUCGGGUCAAGCUGAGCCAGCUGGGGGAGGAUCCACACUCAGACUACAUCAAUGCCAACUUCAUGCCUGGCUACACAUCCCAGCAAGAGUUCAUUGCCACCCAGGGGCCCCUAAAGAAAACCAUAGAGGACUUCUGGAGGCUGGUGUGGGAGCAGAACGUCUGCAACAUCAUCAUGCUGACAGUGUGCAUGGAGAACGGGCGGGUCCUCUGUGAUCAUUACUGGCCAUCAGAAUCUGCCCCAGUGUGCUAUGGGCAGGUGCAGAUCCACCUGCUGAUGCAGAGCAGCUCUGAGGAAUGGACCAUCCGGGAGUUCAAGCUGUGGCACGAGGGUGAGCGGGCAGAGCGCUCCGUGUCCCACCUGCACUACACGGCCUGGCCCGACCACGGCGUGCCCGAGUCCAGCACCUCCAUCAUGGCCUUCAGGGAGCUGGUGCAGGAGCACAUCCACAGCACCAGGGGAGCAGGGCCCACCCUGGUGCACUGCAGUGCUGGCGUGGGCCGCACCGGCACCUUCAUCGCCCUGGACCGGCUGCUGCAGCAGAUGAGGCAGGAGGGGGCCGUGGACAUCUUCGGCGUGGUGCACUCCCUGCGCAUGAGCCGCUACCUGAUGAUUCAGACCCUGUCCCAGUACAUCUUCCUGCACAGCUGCAUUCUGGAAAAGAUCUUGGAGGAACCUCUCCUGGAUUUAUCAGGGACAGAGAGGUCCUGCCCCAUCCCUCUGAAGAGCUUUGCCCAGCACUAUGCCCAGAAGGCAGCCAAGUCCCACAUGGGCUUCCUGAGGGAGUAUGAGGCCCUCCUGGAAGCUGUCAAGGAAGAAGCCAGCUCUGCAUCACCAUCUUCAGGCAGCCAGCAGGCACGGCCCUCCUCCAGCAUCCUGCCAUAUGAUCGCUCCAGAGUGAAGUUCUCCCUGCUGGAGCAGGGCCCUUUCUCAGGACUGCUGCAGGUGUGGCGUGUCCCGGGCUGCAGCUCCAGCAGGGAUUACCUGGCUGUCCACGGCCCUGACAAGCUGACCAUGGAGGACUUCUGGAGCCUGGUGUGGGAGCAGGAUGUUCACACAAUCCUGACACUCCUGCCAUGGCAGGAGAAGGGGGAGGUCCCAGGUGAGGUGUGCUGGCCCCUGGAAGGAGAUUCUCUCUGCACGAAGAUGCUGACCAUCCAGUGUGACUCAGAGAAGCUUGUCUCGGGGUGGAGAUGCACCCAGCUCAAACUGAAACACGUGUGUGUCCAUGGGGCUGCCCUGGCUCCCACCUCCUGGGGUGGGGCUCCUUGUGUCUCACAGGAGAAGAAAGCAAAGGAGAGGCAGGUGCAGAGGUUCCUGUACACACUGUGGAGCAGCAAGAAGCAGCCUGAUGUCCAGGGCCUGGUGGAGCUGCUGCUGGCUGUCAGAAGGUGCACACCCCACUGGAGGAGAGUGGGGCCUCUCCUGCUGCACUGCAGUGGUGACAUGAGCCAGAUGGGGACCCUGAUCUCCCUGGACUGCCUGUUGCACCAGAUGAAAGCUGAGAGAGCCGUGGACAUCUUCGGUGUGACCUUCCAGCUGGCCAGGAGCUGCUGCCUCAUGACCCCAACUCUGGACCAGUACAUGCUCCUGUACACCUGCAUCCAGGACAUCAUUGCUCAGAACCAGCCCUGACAGCACCUGGCCCGUGCUGGCACCUUCUGCCUCCCCCUCUGCAGGGUCCUGCACAGAGCUGGGGUGGUGAGGGCACCAUGGGACUCCUGGCACAGAGCAAAACCUGCAGAGAGUGGUGCCCACCCCAGGCAUUGUCCCCAGCGGGGUGUGAGCUGUGACACGGGGUGUCCUGGACACAUGGACAGUGCCCUGGACAGAUGGACAGUGUCCUGACACAUGGACAGUGUCCUGACACAUGGGCAGUGCCCUGGACAGAUGUACAGUGUCCUGACACAUGGACAGUGCUCUGGGCACAUGGACAGUGCCCAGGACAGAUGGAUGGUGUCCUGACACAUGGACAAUGCUCUGGACACAUGGACAGUGCCCUGGACAGAUGGACAGUGUCCUGACACAUGGACAGUGUCCUGGACAGAUGGACAGUGCCCUGGACAGACAGACAGGGUCCUGCCAUGCACCCCUGCAGGCUCUCCUCUUUUGGGCACCUCCUGAGGUUGCUGGUGCUUGGGGGGCUCUCCAGCCCCCUCACUCCAGGCUCUGGGGCUCUGGUGCCCAGUGUGAGCAUGGAGCACUGUGACCUGCAGGUGCCCAUGGGCACUGGUGUGUGGAGCUCUCAGAUGUGCUGUGGACAGAGCACUGUGGGAGCUGCCUUGUCUCAGCUGCUGGAAGGUCUUAGGUACAAACAAUAAACAGCCCUAGGAAAGUG
Messenger RNA from Oenanthe melanoleuca, 8002 nucleotides. Its product is annotated as receptor-type tyrosine-protein phosphatase V-like. NCBI's taxonomy places the organism in Eukaryota, Metazoa, Chordata, Aves, Passeriformes, Muscicapidae. The record is from RefSeq and is a predicted model, not a curated record. Gene Ontology annotation, biological process: protein dephosphorylation; angiogenesis. Gene Ontology annotation, molecular function: protein tyrosine phosphatase activity; cadherin binding. Bases 424 to 7299 code for a protein of 2291 amino acids. The transcript is spliced from 39 exons.